UUCGUUAACACUGUUUUUAUCUGUAUUCUAUUGUUACAUUAUUCCGAAUUAUUAUCAUCAUCCGACGCGCGUUUCACGUUUCAGUCUGUCGCCUGUUAUGUACCUGGUUGUGUGUUCGUUAUUCGUAAUAAUUUGCGCGAUUUCGGUUUGUUUUUUAAAAAUGAGUGCCAACAGUCAUAAUUAUAUCGGGAAAAAAAUCAGACCGUGGGAUGUAGAUAAAAUUUUGGAUCGUAAAAUCGUAGGCGGUCGAAUUCGCUAUUUAGUUAAAUGGAGGCGCACUUUUAACGAACUAAACACGUGGGAAAUCGCCGAAAGUUUCUCGGAUCCGUCCAUGAUCGCAAAUUUUGAAUUACAAUGGCACAGGAGAGUGCAAGCUCGUCGUUCUGUAGUUGUCCGCCAGUCAUUAGCAAGUACUUCCAGCAGAUCGUCGACAGCUUUACCCGUAGUCGAAAAUAAGUCCAGAACUGUCGAAGAAAGUAAAACCAAGGCUAAUAAAGUUGAGAAAUGUUCUACAGAAGCUAAAACCGUUAGUGAAAUAAGUGAAGAUAGCAAAACCGUUGCAAAUUUCAAAACCCUCAUGGAGACCGAAUUACAAUGUUGUAUUUGUUUCGAUAUCUAUAAACAUCCAUGUGUCACCGAAUGCGAGCAUAUAUUCUGCGAUAAAUGUCUCGAGACGUGGAAAAAUCAAAACCGAACGUGUCCUGUGUGCAGAACGGUAUUAACCAGAUCGGAGAAAAAACUAAUCAGACUGGAUAAUUUUAUAGAAAAAGUAACGGGCAUGUUACAAAAAGACGAUUAAAAUGUAAAUUAGAGUUUAGCUUUCAAUUGGUUUUUCAUAUGUCACUGAAUGUGAGCAUAUAUUCUGCGAUAAAUGUCUCGAAACGUGGAAAAAUCAAAACCGAACGUGUCCUGUGUGCAGAACGGUAUUAACCAGAUCAGAGAAAAGAAACUAAUCAGACUGGAUAAUUUUAUAUGUAGAAAAAGUAACAGGCAUUCUACAAAAAGACGAUUAAAAUGUAAAUUAAAGUUCAACUGUCAAUUAAUUUUUUAUACUCGAUUUGCCUGUGGUUAUUUUAAACACUGUGUGUAUUGCAUUAUUUAUUGUGUGUUCCUUUAGUAUAGCCUAUAGGUAUUAUUUGAUGAUUUUUAUGUUUGUGAUAAUAUUUUUAAACUUUUAGAAAUAAGUGAAAAAGAUUGAGUGAUUUUGUAAAAAUAUUUAAGGGUUUAAUUUUGAAUGAACGAAGUAAUUUACGAUUUUUUUGUGUUAAUUUUAUUUUGAUAGGUACUUUUGAAGUUGAUAAUAUACGUAUAACGAAAUGA
Messenger RNA from Planococcus citri (citrus mealybug), 1320 nucleotides. RefSeq names its product E3 ubiquitin-protein ligase rnf8-A-like. Bases 98 to 799 code for a protein of 233 amino acids. The record is from RefSeq and is a predicted model, not a curated record. Gene Ontology annotation, biological process: protein polyubiquitination; ubiquitin-dependent protein catabolic process. The transcript is spliced from 4 exons. Gene Ontology annotation, molecular function: ubiquitin protein ligase activity. Lineage: Eukaryota; Metazoa; Arthropoda; Insecta; Hemiptera; Pseudococcidae.